Molecule: messenger RNA, 624 nt
Organism: Prunus armeniaca (apricot)
Lineage: Eukaryota; Viridiplantae; Streptophyta; Magnoliopsida; Rosales; Rosaceae
Source: the annotation of a GenBank genome assembly
AUGAUUGCUCCUUCCUUGUUUAUAAAUUGUGGUGGUGAGGGAUUAAAUGUUGGUGACAAGUAUUAUGAAGCAGAUAACUCAACUUCACUCUAUUAUAUUAGUCCUUCCAAAACCUGGGGUUAUAGCCUUUCUGGAGACUUCUUAUCACCGGAUUCAAAUUCUAGUAAUUUCAUACAGACCCAGUCAUAUGGAAUUCAUGUUGCUGAGUCAGAGUUAUAUUUUAAUGCUCGGAUUGCCCCCGUCUUCCUAAGUUAUUAUGCUUUCUGCUUACAGAAAGGCAAAUAUAACGUGACCCUUCACUUUGCUGAAAUAGUAUUCGGGGAGAAGGAAUCAUAUAGUAAACUAAAGAGACGGGUAUUUGACGUUUAUAUCCAGGAUGAGAGAAAGCUAAUGAAUUUCGACAUCGCAAAAGAGGCAAGGGGUCCAGAUGGACCUCUAACCAGAUAUUUCAUAGCUGAUGUUAAUGAUAGUGUAUUGAAGAUCUCCUUCUACUGGGCUGGAAAGGGAAGUACAGACGACCUGCCUACUCUGAAUGGACCUCUUAUUUCUGCUAUUUCCAUAACUCCAGGUGAUUCAAAAGGCUAUGACUUUAGUUUCUUCUGGUUGGUUCCAAGCUACAGUUGA